Molecule: messenger RNA, 1762 nt
Organism: Pyrus x bretschneideri (Chinese white pear)
Lineage: Eukaryota; Viridiplantae; Streptophyta; Magnoliopsida; Rosales; Rosaceae
Product: probable flavin-containing monooxygenase 1
Exons: 5
Coding region: 78-1673 (531 amino acids)
Molecular function (GO): NADP binding; flavin adenine dinucleotide binding; N,N-dimethylaniline monooxygenase activity
Source: RefSeq, a predicted model, not a curated record
CAAAGUAUUCAUAUAUACUUUUAUCCUCUAGCCACCUUAUUGUUGUCCUACUUAGCCAGCUAUACCAAAUUUACGAAAUGGCUGCUGCCAACACCCACCACCUUCACUCAGUAUCAAAAAUUGGGAUUAUAGGGGCUGGUAUUAGCGGAAUCGCCGCCGCUAAACAGCUUUCAGGCCACAGUCCGGUGGUUUUUGAGGCCACUGAUUCCAUCGGGGGUGUUUGGAAACACUGUUCUUACAAUUCUACCAAACUUCAAACCCCUCGUUGCGAUUUUGAGUUUUCUGACUACCCUUGGGCUGAGAGAGACAAUUCAUCUUUCCCUUCUCAUGUAGAGGUUUUGGAGUACUUGCAUGGCUAUGCCACACACUUUGACCUAUUUAAAUAUGUCAAGUUCGAGUCCAAAGUGGUGGAAAUACGUUAUGUUGGUGGUAUUGAUGACCAUCAAACCACCACCCAAUUUCCCAUGAAUUCGACCUCCGGGGAGUAUGGUGGCCUUUUGAAUGGCCAUCUUGUUUGGGAGGUCGCUGUUCAGAUGUCCAGCAAUCCAAACAUCAUUCAGUGGUAUGCAUUCGAGUUCAUUGUAGUUUGCAUUGGAAAAUAUGGAGACAUACCAAGAAUGCCAAGUUUCCCGCGCAACAAAGGUCAAGAAGUAUUUCAAGGCAAAGUCUUGCACUCCCUGGAUUACUCUAAGCUUGACCAACGAGCGGCUCGUGAGCUCCUGCAAGGCAAGAAAGUUGCAGUUAUUGGCUACAAGAAGUCAGCUAUUGACGUGGCAGUUGAGUGCGCAGAGGCAAACCAUGGACCCGAUGGGCAGGCAUGCACAAUGGUGAUAAGGACUCUACAUUGGACAGUUCCAUCUUACUGGAUUUGGGGGCUUCCAUUUUUCCUGUUUUUUUCGACAAGGUCUUCUCAAUUCCUCCACGAAAGGCCAAACCAGAGCUUAUUCCGAGCCUUGUUUUGCCUUCUUUCAUCGCCUAUGAGGAUGGUAAUUUCCAAGUUCAUAGAAUCGUACUUGGAGUGGAAGCUUCCCCUUGUGAAGUAUGGACUAAAGCCUGAUCAUCCAUUUUUGGAGGACUAUGCUUCAUGCCAGAUGGCUAUUUUACCGGAAAAUUUCUUCGCCGAGGCGGACAAGGGCAAAAUAUUGUUCAAAAGGUCGUCAAAGUGGUGGUUUUGGAGCGGAGGAAUUGAAUUUGAAGACAGUACCAAAUUGCAGGCUGAUGUUGUGCUUCUUGCAACUGGCUAUGAGGGAAAGCAAAAGCUCCAAUCCAUAUUGCCUGAGCCUUUCCGCAGCCUCAUGGUUGACUCCUCUGGCACUAUGCCCUUGUAUCGGGGUACGAUUCAUCCAUUGAUUCCCAACAUGGCAUUUGUGGGAUUCAUAGAGAGUGUUUCUAACCUGCACACAGCAGAGUUGAGGUGCAAAUGGCUAGGAAGAUUGGUUGACAACAAAUUCAAGCUUCCCACUGUCCAAAAAAUGCUUGAACAGAUAGGCAGAGAGAUUGAAGUGAUGAAGAAGACGACCCGAUUUUACAAGAGGCACUGCAUUUCAACUUUCAGUAUCAACCACAGCGACGACAUUUGUGAAGAGAUGGGAUGGAAAUCUUGGCGGAAAAGUAACUGGCAUUCAGAAGCUUUUAGCCCCUAUAACAGCCGAGACUACGAAGAAGAAGAUUAAAACCGAAACAUGCAAUUUGCACUACAAAGUGGGCAAAGUUUGUUUUAAAGCGUCAAUAUCAGCUCCCUUUAAAUUUUAUUAAAGUAACU